Molecule: messenger RNA, 1173 nt
Organism: Egretta garzetta (little egret)
Lineage: Eukaryota; Metazoa; Chordata; Aves; Pelecaniformes; Ardeidae
Gene: MGARP
Product: mitochondria localized glutamic acid rich protein
Exons: 7
Coding region: 1-696 (231 amino acids)
Biological process (GO): anterograde axonal transport
Cellular component (GO): mitochondrial outer membrane; mitochondrion
Source: RefSeq, a predicted model, not a curated record
AUGGGUUAUGCGCAUCACUUUACAUCAAUUUCAAUACUGGUUUUUAUAGCACCUCUUCGCCAGAUGUCAUCUGGGAGCGUUCCUGGCUCUUCUGGAGAGAACAUGAUUUACUAUCUCCUUGCUGGCGUUGCUGCUUUUGGUGGUUUAUUUUAUGCCUACAGAGUAGUCAGUUCAUCCCGCAGCAAGUAUAUUGAACAUAUGAAUAUUCUUCAUGAGAGAGCUGAGGGGAGGAAAAACAAACCUUGGCCAAGCAAGGGUGAUGAAGAAGAGAUGGCUGAAGUCACUGAAGCAGAGACGGCCACGGAAGAGGCUGAUGCAGUCGCUGCUGCUGGACCUGCAGCACAGGAUGAGAGUGUUGGGGUAUCCCCAGAGACUGCAGGGGAGAAUGACUUGCCAGCUCCAGAGGCAUCCCCUGCUGUGGAGGAAGCACAGCAGGAAGCUGCUGCUAAUUUGGAAGUUGCUGCUAAUUCAGAAGCUGCUGCAGUGCAAGAAACUGUGAGUGAAGUCUUGGAUGUUGCAGAUCCUUCUGCCCAUGAGGAAAACUUAGACAGUGUCAAGGAAGGAGUAGCCUCAGCAGCUCAAGAGAUUUCUGACGCACCCUCGAGGAGCCAGGACAUUGAUGCAGAGGAGUCGGGGCAGACUUCAGAAGUUUCUGUGGAGGAGAAGACACCUGAAGAAGCUGCUAAGGAACCCUGAAGUAAGGAGCACCUUUGAAAAGUUUAAUGGAAAUAUUUGUGGCAAUCAACCAGCUGAUUCCUGUGUGAAACCUCAUACUCUUCCUUGGAGACAUAAAAGGAAUUUGUCAUAACCACACACUGUUCAUUAGGACCAGUAUUUCAUUGCUGCAACAGACAACCUAAUACGAUUUAAAUUGGUUAGAGAGACGCUUCUGUGAUUAACAUCUCUGCUUUAGAAAGUAGCAUCCAGUAAUAACUGUCAAAGCACCACCCAGCAUGUAAUAAAUGCACGUGCUAAGAGGAGCAGUAGGCUUAACUGAAACCAUGUCAGGUGAGCUCGUUCCAGGUCUUUGUUGUCUUGUUAUGUACAACGAUUUCUUACUUUUGGUCCAAACUGUGGUGCAUAAUUAUACCAUUGUAGCAUUCCAUGCUAAAAUGUAAGUAAAAGGUUUUAACUAAGUUAAAAUGUUAUUAAAAUUACCCGUUAGAAUUUUUU